Messenger RNA from Nicotiana attenuata, 1542 nucleotides. Its product is annotated as protein FAR1-RELATED SEQUENCE 12-like. Bases 594 to 1379 code for a protein of 261 amino acids. The record is from RefSeq and is a predicted model, not a curated record. The transcript has 3 exons. NCBI's taxonomy places the organism in Eukaryota, Viridiplantae, Streptophyta, Magnoliopsida, Solanales, Solanaceae.
CUCUUUCCUCUUCUUAUCAUUCAUCGUUUUAGUCGAAAGAGUUGGUUAGCACUUCAGAAGUUGAAUUGAGUUUCUUUUUUCACUCUGUGGACGCCAAUUCUUGAAACAUUGUACACCCACAAACUCCUUUCUUGCUCCUGUGUUCUUAAUUACAUUUAGAGACCCACCUUUCUGAUCAUUCAGUAAAUAAUCAAGCUGGAAUCUUUUGGAUAUCCAAAUAAUUAGGGUUUCAUAUUGCUCUUCUAAUACUUGGUCCACUUAUCAUAGUCCUUAUUUGGUUAGCUUGAGCUUGAAUAAUCUUGCCUUACCCAGAUUGAUAUAGGAGGAAUAUUUUAGUUUUAUGACUCCUUUUUAGAAUCUUUUGUGGAUGUUUUAGUGGUGUAAGGCUGCGUACGAUAGACCCUUGUGGUCCGGCCCUUCCCCGGAACCCGUGCAUAGCGGGAGCUUAGUGCACCGGGCUGCCUUUUUGUAGAUGUAUUAGGCUUUGUUGCUACAGUUAAAAUUUAACUCAAGAAACUCGACUAUUAAGCUUUUGGGCUGAAGUUAACUAGGUGGACUUGGAGGUAUUUUACUUGGUUGAGGAAUGAUGGAUUAUGGGCUUUUAUAAGUCUGAUGUGGCAAUGGGGAGCCCAUCUAGCCCUGCAUUUGGUUUGGAUGAAAGAAAUUUUCCACCAGUUGAGAGCAAUGAUGAUCAUGAUUAUUUUGACGAAGAGCUCACAACAGACAUGGAUAUGUAUGUCGCUGAAGAAGAUGAUAAAUGCUUAGGGCAUUCAAAUGGAGAACAAACACCAAGUGACGAUGCUAUUGAGCCACAGAUUGGCAUGGAUUUCAACUCCAGAGAUGAUGCUAGAGACUUUUACAUGGCAUAUGGCAGGCAGAUAGGCUUUACUGUGCGGAUUCAUCAUAAUCGACGGUCUCGGAUCAAUAAUGUGGUUAUUGGACAGGAUUUUGUCUGCUCGAAAGAAGGGUUUCGUGAGAAAAAAUAUAUUCACAGGAAAGAUAGAGUUCUUCCUCCGCCACCUGCAACUCGAGAAGGCUGUCCUGCCAUUCUGAGAGUAGCUUUAAGGGAAAGCAAGUGGGUUGUCACAAAAUUUGUAAAAGAGCAUAAUCACGCUUUAAUGUCGCCGAGUAAAGUUCCGUGGCGAGGAUCUACAAAAAAAUUGGUCAGUCAGGAUGAGAAAGAUCAAAGAAUUCGAGAGCUGACCCUUGAACUUUAUAAUGAGAGGCAGCGAUGUAAGCGGAGGUGUGCAGCUUACCAAGAACAACUGCAAACAUUGUUGAAAUUCAUUGAGGAUCACACUGAUCAUUUAUCAAGAAGUGUUGAAGAAGCAGUCCAGCGAGUGAAAGAACUUGAUGAACGGCUAGAGGAGUCAGAUUAGCAUCCCAAUAGCUUGUACACAUUUUUUUCCUUCUCUGAUUCUAGCUUGUUACUUUAGGAUAAGUAGGAGUUAUUUCGAUCUGGAGUUAAGCUACUUGAAUGUAAGGGCCAAAGAAACUUUGUAUUGUAUUAUCAUUUGCAGAAACUUUGUAUUUUCAUCUGUU